GCUACCACUCCCGAGUCCACAGUUAUUCAUCAAUGUCUACCAAGUAUUCUGAUGACCAGGAAGUGUCCUUCUCACUGUACUGAAAAUACAUGCUGGUCGUAAAACCAAGACCAAGAGAGGGACUUGUCCUAUUGAGAAUGGAUCAACAAUGACAGAAAGCAAAACCUAUAUCGCCAUCACUGUCUCGACUCAAGGUUGAAACCUUGAUCCCCUGGGACCAUGUUGUCCAUCUUCCUGUUUGUGGCUAUUUGCUUGUACGCAAUCCCCGCCUGGUCGCAAGAUGUCGCACGACCAAGCAACACAUCGCUGCAAUGGGGUCCAUAUCGCCCCAACGUAUACUUUGGGGUUCGACCUAGGAUCCCAGACUCACUCUUGAUGGGAUUGAUGUGGUCCAAUGCCGAUCAAGCCUCCUACAAUGGAAUUGCCAAAAAUUUCAGGCAUUCGUGCGACCAAGACGAUGGAGCUGUCAGAUAUGAAUGGAUCCAAUACGAUGCUCGUAAAGGUGGAAUCCAAGUCAUGAAUGAUACAGCCAACCAUCUUGACCUGAUCACCCAAUUUGCAAAAGGUCCAGAGGCCCAGGCUCCUGGAAGCUGGGGCCUCAAGGUGCAUGGAUUUAAACGACCUGGUGCUCGUCGUCGGCAAAAGACAACCCUUGUCUUUUAUAUCGCUGGCGAGAAUAAAGCAUCCAAAAUCAAGUGUAAGAACACUGGCAGGGAAGGCAUUAUUUGCAAAGGCAGAACCCCGGGCGUAGGAAAAUUCACCAUCAGACUUCCAGCAGCCUCCGUCAUCAGCACAACAUCUCGCAAGGUGUCGGUGUACAGCAUGAAAGUAGCCAUCGACUCGGUCUGGCAGGCAAAGACCAUUUUUCUCAAAAGUCUCAAAAAGAACAAGGCUGGUGGAGGCAUGAUCUCCAAUCGACCAGGACUGGGCAAUCUCCAUUUUAUCCAGCUGAUGUUGGACGGUGAUUUCGCCUUUGACCUCACCUUCACUUCUGGAAAAGACCCCGACAUGAUCAAUCCAAACUCCUUGAUUGGGGCAGUUGCCGAUGCUCGAUACACCUUCCAGUCCCGGUUUGAAUCAACCUUCUCUCCAGCGACCCCGUUCACCAACAUCGAACACGUCCACUUCUCCCAGAGCCUACUGUCGAACCUGCUCGGGAGCCUUGGGUAUUUCGACGGCACCUUCACAGUCAACACGGAAGAGGCAUCUUCAAACAAACAAGACGCGACCCCAAAAUACUGGAAUGACGCACUCGCCAAGUUCUCAGAAGCCCGUAUCGAAGAACGCGGACCACACACCCUAUUCAGUGCUGUACCCUCGAGAACUGCUUUCGCCCGCGGCUUUCUGUUCGACGAAGGGUUUCACCUCUUAACUAUCCUCGACUGGGAUCUGGACAUGGGAGUGGAAAUGAUCACAAGCUGGCUGAAUCUCAUAGACGAGCGGGGCUGGAUACCACGAGAGAUGAUUCUUGGCAAGGAAGGUCGCAACCGAGUGCCUCCUGAAUUGCAGACGCAGAAUCCGCACCUCAGCGCGCCGCCAACCAUGUUUCUGGCCAUUCAGAGUCUCCUCGACAAGCUGAAAGGCACAGUGCCCUAUGAUGGAAUGCCCAGCCGACACCACCUGUCAAGGGAUCUGGGAAAGGCGUACCUAAAAUCCAUCUAUCCCAAGCUCAAACUUCACUAUUCAUGGUUCCGCCAGAUCAAUGCGGGCCACCCUGGUCAACCAGCGAUGCCGGCGUCGCUGUCGCCUGAAACCUACCGGUGGCAGUUCAGGACUCGGGAAUUUGCCAUCUCGAGCGGCCUGGCCGACUACCCUCGUCUCGAGCCUCCAUCGACAGACGAGCUGCACGUCGACGCCUUAGCCUGGGUCGGCCUCAUGGCGAGGACGCUCGAAUCAGUAGCGACCUAUCUCUCAGAUGCAGAGGGACAGGAAAUCUUCUCAAAACAAUCAAGCGACAUUCUGCAGAGUCUCGACAAGAUCCAUUGGUCAGAGAAACAGCAAAUGUACUGCGACACCAAAAUGAGCGUCGGUCGCAACGGCUAUGGAGGAGAGAAAGAGAUCGAACACAUUUGCCAUCGUGGAUACGUUUCCAUUAUGCCAUUCCUCCUGGGCCUGCUCCCAGCCAAACAUCCCCAUCUGGGAGCAGUAUUGGACAUGAUGCGGCAGCCGAGCGAGCUGUGGACGUCUCACGGGCUGCGCAGCCUGUCUCCUCGAGACAGCUACUACUCCAAGGGCACCAACAUCUAUCGGGGUCCGAUUUGGGUGCAUUUCAACUAUCUGGCAAUCAAGCAGCUACUGACAGUCGCACAAGAGUCCGGACCGCGCCAGAAGCGCGCCCGCGACAUGUACGCCGCUCUGAGGGUCGGCCUGGUCGACUCCGUCUACCGCACCUACGCCGAGUCUGGCUGGCUGUGGGAGCAAUACCAUCCCGACACGGCCAAGGGCAUGCGCGCUCGCGGCUUCGUCGGCUGGAACUCUCUCCUGGUGAAAAUCAUGGCCAUGCCCGACCUCCGAUCCGCAUCCGCCUCUCGCGUCGAUGCCCUCGACUAUGCCUCCCUUCCUGGUACUGGCGACGAUAGCCACCUCUUCCCCUUGAUUGCUAUUUCAACCCUCUUUCUCGCAACGUAUGUCAACAGGCGUAAGGUUCUGGUUCUCUUGCACAGAUUACUCAGGAAAUAAAGUCGGUAAACCACGGGCGUUCUUUUUGGG
This is a messenger RNA of Exophiala mesophila, 2709 nucleotides long. RefSeq lists its product as uncharacterized. NCBI's taxonomy places the organism in Eukaryota, Fungi, Ascomycota, Eurotiomycetes, Chaetothyriales, Herpotrichiellaceae. Gene Ontology annotation, molecular function: Glc3Man9GlcNAc2 oligosaccharide glucosidase activity. Bases 220 to 2679 code for a protein of 819 amino acids. Gene Ontology annotation, cellular component: endoplasmic reticulum membrane. The transcript is spliced from 2 exons. The record is from RefSeq and is a predicted model, not a curated record. Gene Ontology annotation, biological process: oligosaccharide metabolic process; protein N-linked glycosylation.